Molecule: messenger RNA, 486 nt
Organism: Syzygium oleosum
Lineage: Eukaryota; Viridiplantae; Streptophyta; Magnoliopsida; Myrtales; Myrtaceae
Product: chalcone synthase 2-like
Exons: 1
Coding region: 16-486 (156 amino acids)
Biological process (GO): polyketide biosynthetic process
Molecular function (GO): acyltransferase activity, transferring groups other than amino-acyl groups
Source: RefSeq, a predicted model, not a curated record
GCAGGCGAAAAGUCCAUGAUCAAGAAACGCUACAUGCACUUGACCGAGGACAUCUUGAAGGAGAACCCUAACAUCUGCGCCUACAUGGCGCCAUCGCUGGACGCGAGGCAAGACAUGGUGGUGGUCGAGGUCCCGAAGCUCGGCAAAGAAGCGGCGACGAAGGCCAUCAAGGAAUGGGGGCAGCCCAAGUCCAAGAUCACCCACCUGGUCUUAUGCACCACCAGCGGCGUCAACAUGCCCGGCGCCGACUACCAGCUCACCAAGCUGCUGGGCCUCCGCCUGGCCGUCAAGCUGUACAUGAUGUACCAGCAGGGCUGCUUCGCCGGUGGCACGGUCCUCCGCCUGGCCAAGGACCUGGCCGAGAACAACAAGGGGGCCUGCGUCCUCGUGGUGUGCUCCGAGAUCACCGCCGUCACUUUCCGUGGCCCCAGCGACAGCCACCUCAACAAGGAAACGAAUUUCGAAGCCGUACGAAUUAAGGUUUAG